This is a messenger RNA of Impatiens glandulifera, 1682 nucleotides long. RefSeq lists its product as uncharacterized. The coding region runs from base 190 to 1551 and encodes 453 amino acids. NCBI's taxonomy places the organism in Eukaryota, Viridiplantae, Streptophyta, Magnoliopsida, Ericales, Balsaminaceae. The transcript is spliced from 3 exons. The record is from RefSeq and is a predicted model, not a curated record.
GCUAUUCUCGAUUACUGACGGCUCUUUCUUUUUCAGUCGGAUCCAUUUCCACAAUGUAGUUGGUUAACAACAUUUUGCUCAAACGAAUAGACAUCAUAUGAUUGAUUCCAUUUGUUCUUCAUUGGGUUUUAUUGAUUCCAUUUGUUUAAGAGAAAUCUCAGAUUUGUUUAUGAAGCUUGGAGUUGGAGAAUGGAAUUGGAUUUCGAAAGGUAUUGUGUUAUAGAAGAUGAAAGUCCUAAUACUGUUCUUCUUCCUCCAGAAGUUCAUAGAAUAAGCAACAGAAGAAAGAACUUGAAACAAGAAUUCAAAGAGAUAAACUUUAAUCGUUUCCGUAGUUUUUCUUGUAAAACUGUUGCAAAUAGAGCAUCUGGGUUAGACAAGAAUGAAUUGUUGAAGAGGGGUUCUGUAUCUGUAUAUCAAAGCUCAAAAGAAAACAACUGUAAAGAGAGAAAGAAGAUUGAAAUAUCAAGGAAAAGUGAUGCCCCAUUCUCUUUUAAAAUAUUAGAUUCUUUCUGCAGUUCUGAUGAGGAUGAAGAACAGAUUAAGAAGAACAGAGGAGGAAACAUUGCUUGUUGUUCAGAUGAGUUCUUAGAAUUCUCUUUGGCUGAUUUGCCUGUUCAUUCAGGAAUCAAUAGUUCAAGGCCUAGCUUGAUGAUGAAAAGGAUGUUAAACUCGUUUGCAAAAUCAAAAUCCCAUAAGAUUCAGAGGAACAGCAUGACUAGAAAUUCUAAAUCUUCUGAGAAAUCAAGGAUGGAAAUCUGUUGUUCUGUUGGUUCAAGUUCAUCAGCUCAUCUUCAUGGUUUUCUAAAGGUAAGAAUUAGAAAAGGGUUUCCUUCAUUUGAAUUCUCAGUUAACUCCAUCGAAGAGGAUGAUGUUAAAUGGAAAGCCGUGAAAAAGAAUACAACUGGUAGAUGGGUUUUCGAAGAUUGCAGUAAAAAACCAUCUAUUAUAAUCGGGGAGAUGCAAGUUUCGUGUAAAGACAAUGUUGUCACUGAAUUUGUUUUGUACGAUGAACUAGAGAAUUCAUGUUGUUCCUCCUCAUCUACAUCAGGAUUACAUCCCCACACUGAAAUUGCAGCUAUUGUAAUCGAAACAUCCACUCAAAAACCCGAUUCAAUACUGCCAACGAUCAACAUUGUAAUCCCAGCUGGUUCCCAUUCUCAGCCAAGUAGUGAAAACAUCGGGCCUUCGCCAUUACUCGAUCGCUGGAGGCUAAACGGAGGUUGUGAGUGUGGCGGUUGGGAUAUGGCAUGUCCAAUAACAGUCCUCACUAACUCAACACUCCAUAAUCAGCCUCAGCCUAGGCCUCUUCAACUUUUUUUCGAGGGACGAGGAGGAAAGGAAAAUGAACCGGGCUUAUCAAUGAAAGCUAUAGAUGGCGGUUCCUAUUCGGUUGACUUCCAAACGCGUUUGUCCAUGUUACAAACAUUCUCGAUUUGCAUUGCUAUCUUACAUUGUACAGACAAACGAUUGCUACAAGCUGAUUCAACGAGAAGUGUUCAACCGCCAUUCGCUCUCAAUCCACCAUUUUCUCCUAUUGGUAGAGUAUAAAUUUUAUUAUCAUGAGUUAAAAUUACCCAAAAAUAUAAGGGAUUUUGAAGAAACUAGGACACAUGUUAUGUAUAGUAAUAUUUUAUCCAUUUUGUUCUUUAGUUUUAUAAUAAAUGAUUACAAAAUUGUUA